UAGCCGCACCACGUUCCUGACACAAUUCAUUCCGUCGUCGCCUGCCUUUCGCUCUGCACACGUUCAGUCCGCGAUCGCGUGCGCCUCAGAUACAAAGAUACAAGAUACAAAUACACAAAGAUACAGAUACAAGUGCCGUGCUCCUUUACUCACUGAAAAUGCAUCUAGAUUCUUAAGUGCCAAGUGUUGACAAGUGACAAGAUACAAUAUCUACUGAUAUAACCAAAAAGAAACCUACGGGAAUCCAACGAAUCCAAUCGAUAGUUAGCAAAAUGCUGGUCGGUUCGCAUCCCUAUCUGUGCAACGGCGUCCUGCCACCUGCCGUUAACGCUGGCCCCGCCAACACAGCCGCCGCCACAGUGGCAGCGAGCGCCACAACAACAACGCCGGCGAGCAAAAGUGCCGCCGGCUCGGCAACAGACUUCUCCAUUGCGGCGAUCAUGGCCCGGGAGGAUGCUUCCAGUCGGGAGUCCUCCAUUCGCAGUGCAAGUCCAAUUUCCGUGGAGGAUGAGGUUGACGUUGAUGUGGUCGACUGCAGCGAUGCUGAGGAGCCGCCAACCAAGGCUCGUCGCCUAAACCACCAUCAGCACCACCACCACAACAACAAUAAUAACAACAAUGUGACUCACAAAAGCCGAAACAGCGCCGGCGCCGUGACUCCAGUGGCAGCCGCUCCAUCCGAGUCGCAGCUCAACACCAGCUCCACCAGCAGCCAAGGACGCUGCUCCACACCGCCCCAGUCCCCGGGAACGGAGGACAGCGAGGAGCGGCUGACGCCAGAGCCCGUCCAGAAGGCACCCAAAAUUGUUGGCUCCUGCAAUUGCGACGACCUGAAGCCGGUGCAGUGCCAUCUGGAGACGAAAGAGCUGUGGGAUCGCUUUCACGAAUUGGGCACCGAGAUGAUCAUCACCAAAACGGGCAGACGCAUGUUCCCCACUGUGCGAGUGAGCUUCUCCGGUCCGCUGAGGCAGAUCCAGCCCGCCGAUCGCUACGCCGUGCUGCUGGACAUUAUUCCCAUGGACUCGAAGCGAUAUCGGUACGCCUACCACCGAUCCGCUUGGCUGGUGGCCGGCAAGGCGGACCCCGCCCCACCCGCACGCCUCUACGCCCAUCCCGACAGCCCCUUCAGCUGCGAGGCUCUCCGCAAACAAGUUAUCUCCUUCGAGAAGGUGAAGCUGACUAAUAACGAAAUGGAUAAGAACGGACAGAUCGUUCUGAACUCCAUGCACCGCUACCAGCCCCGAAUCCACUUGGUCCGUCUCAGCCAUGGCCAGAGCAUUCCGGCCAACCCCAAGGAACUGCAGGACCUGGACCACAAGACCUACGUCUUCCCGGAGACUGUCUUUACGGCUGUGACCGCGUACCAGAACCAGCUGAUCACCAAGCUGAAGAUCGACUCGAAUCCGUUCGCCAAGGGCUUUCGCGACUCGUCCCGCCUCACCGACUUCGACCGCGAUCCCAUGGAGGCGCUGCUCCUGGAGCAGCAGCUGCGCUCCCCGCUCCGCCUGUUCCCCGAUCCCCUGAUGCAGCAGUUCGCCGCCCAGCAGGGUGAUCCCGCCUCGAUGGCCCUUUUCGAGAAGGCGCGCCAGCACCUUCAGAUGUUCGGCGGCAACUCCCCGUACGCCCAGCUGAUGAUGCCGCAGAUGUACCAGGCGGCGGCAGCGGCGGCCGGACCCCCGCCACCACCCCCCGGGCUGGGGGCCUUCCACAUGUUCCAGCAGCAGUGGCCGCAGCUUACCGCCGGCUUCUUGGCGAGCGCCAAUCAGCAGGCCGCCGCCGCUCAAGCAGCCGCCCAAGCGCAGGCGCAGGCCCAGGCCGCAGCAGCAGCAGCGGCGAUGGCCGCCAACCGCACGCCCCCGCCUCCACCGACGGCGUCCACGCCCUCAUCCACAUCCUCCGGAUCGCCGUCACCCGAUAUGCGACCCCGCCAGUUCCAGCGGUUCAGUCCCUACCAACUGCCCGGUGGUCAGGGGCCGCCGCCCUCGGCUGCCGGUUCUCCGCCGGCAAUGCCGCUUUCGCGCAGCCCCGCCCACUAGGUCAGUCGACCCGCCGCCCUCAAGUUCUUGCCACGAGCAGUAUUAAAAACAAACCACACUGAGGCAGAAAUCUAGCUAAAGUCAAGAGUAAAAAAUCUUGUAAACUAUUCUUGAAAGUAAGCUGUUUUUUUCCCAGCACAUACUACUAAAAAAGAGAUAAUUCGUUUAAAUGUUGUAAAUUAUUUGUUGUUGGAAUGAAAACAAAGAAAAACAUUUCUCAAUAUUUAUAUAUUUGUUGUAAAAAAUUGAUUUAUUUUUAAGCUGUACAGUUCUUCUCACUUUCCCCUAGAGAAUUCAUGUAAUUUAGUUUAAUUUAUUGUACAAACUUUUCAAAUGUUGUUCAAAAUCUCAUCUCAGUGUAAAGUUAGAACAAAAUUCACAGAAAUCUAAAAAAGAAAAUAUAAAAAUACAAAAAUAUUGCACGAUUGUAAACUAUAUAUAGCUAUAUAGUGUAAUCAUAAUCGUUAGUUAUGCUAUUACAUCUAAUGACAUAUUCAUAGUAUUAACAAUAAAUUCAUAGACGCUUCAGUUAGUUCUAUUUAUCAGGCAAGAGCAAAAGAUUUAUUUAGCGUAAAUUAAAAAUUUAAAGGAGAUUAAGUCCUAAAGUGUAUUUAAUGUGAAAGCUAAACAAAAGUGAAAACGGCGAAAAUAUUUCAACAAAAA
Drosophila ananassae is the source of this 2699-nucleotide messenger RNA. It is a transcript of the gene mid, whose product is annotated as T-box protein H15. Gene Ontology annotation, biological process: cell fate specification; regulation of transcription by RNA polymerase II; heart development. The record is from RefSeq and is a predicted model, not a curated record. Gene Ontology annotation, cellular component: nucleus. Gene Ontology annotation, molecular function: RNA polymerase II cis-regulatory region sequence-specific DNA binding; DNA-binding transcription factor activity, RNA polymerase II-specific. The transcript is spliced from 4 exons. The coding region runs from base 273 to 2036 and encodes 587 amino acids. NCBI's taxonomy places the organism in Eukaryota, Metazoa, Arthropoda, Insecta, Diptera, Drosophilidae.